Messenger RNA from Drosophila ficusphila, 849 nucleotides. RefSeq names its product chitinase-like protein PB1E7.04c. The record is from RefSeq and is a predicted model, not a curated record. Bases 49 to 795 code for a protein of 248 amino acids. NCBI's taxonomy places the organism in Eukaryota, Metazoa, Arthropoda, Insecta, Diptera, Drosophilidae. The transcript has 3 exons.
AGCGACAGUUGAGAUCGAACCGCCAACGAAAACGAAACGACCGCCAGAAUGAAGUUCCUCUGCAGUGUGCUAAUCCUCGCCAGCGUUCUCCUGGCCACCAACGCCAAGCCCGGUGUCCAGCUGCAGCUGCAGAGCGCCCUGGAUCAGUACAUGGCGCACGCCCGCAACCUGGACGCCGUCGUCUCCGCGGAUGUGACCACCCAGUGCUUCGACCUCUACCUGCCCAUGCUGAACGAGGUGGCCGCCACCUUCUCCUCCUCCUACCAGGACUGCAUCAGCACCGCCAAUGCCGAGACCGCCAACCUGACCGCCCAGGCUGACAAGCAGCAGAAGGUCUACCAGUCGGAGGUCACCAGCUUGUGCAGCGCCUUCACCGCCUGCAACAGCGACAACGACACCGCCACCUUCUUCAACUGCUACGCCACUGCGGCUGAGAGCGACGUUUCCGUGAUCUACGACAUUGCCACCAACGCCGCCAGCUCGGCCAGCACUUUGACCCUGGGCAUCCAGGCCAUCCAGGCCACCGAGUACCAGUGCACCAACACCACGGAGAGCAACUACGUCCGCGACACCGCCGCCACCUACGACCUGCUGGACAGCUGCCUGAAGUACGGAGUGCCCACCACCUCCACCGCCGCCCCCUCCUCCACUAGCCCCGUUGCUAGUUCGAGCGGGGCUGCUGUCUUUAGUGACACCACUGAUGCUGCUUCGACUACCGCCGUGAGCACCGACGCCCCCGGCACCACUCCCGAGACCACCACCGCCGAUCCUGGAAGCUCAGUGGCUUCCUCUUAGGCCACCAAUUGAAUCGCAUGCAAUCGCAAGCAAUAAAUGAGCAUUUGAAAAAUA